CAAGUGUUUAGGAUAUACUAUGAAGUAUGAACCCAUACUCAUCAUAAUGUGAUAUCCCUUUAAUAUCAUCGUGGACACGUUCUCAUAGACACAAAUUAUCAUAACAUCAUCAUUACCAAACGCAACAACCCGAGAAUGGUUUUCUUCACCUGGGUUCGCCCCACUACCCAAGAUCAAAAUACUUGCAUAAACAAGUCAGGUACUUUCAAUUAUGAUGAUAAGUAUAAAGGAGCUACUGCUAAAUCCUUGUCUUCCCUUAAAGAAGAUAAAGGGUUCUCUAAAGAUGGUUUUUUACUCAAUAACGCGCGAGUUCUUAUGGGUACUGGUGUUGAUACUUUCGAAAAGGGCAAGAGUGCUCUAAGAAGUUGGAGACAUUUUGGAAUGAAUUGGGCAUUUGUUGAUCCCAAAACACCAAUCAAACAAGGAGCAAAGUUUUGUAUUUGUGUCAAGGAGUUCCUUCCCUGGCUUAUGAUGCCACUUCAGGUUGUGUAUGUAAAUGAAACUAGAGCUACCAAAAAAAGUGGGGCCUCCUUUGGUUUUGGAAGUGGAACUCUUCAGGGUCACUUACUGGCAGGAGAAGAACGCUUUUCAAUUGAGAUUGAUGAGAACAAUCAAGUUUGGUAUGAAAUACUUUCUUUCUCAAAGCCUGCCCACAUUUUAUCAUUUGUUGGCUACCCAUAUGUGAUGCUUAGGCAAAAAUACUUUGCUCACGAAUCUGCCAAGGUAGAGUCAUUCUUCUUCAUGUAGAAGCUCUUACCGUUGGAAUGACAACAUAUAUAUCAGUGAAUUGAUCAAAUUAACCUUGAGACAGGUCACAUACUCUAGUUUAUCAGCUUAGGUGGAUGAAUCCACAUAUUCUUCACAAUGCAAGGAUCAAAGUGAAGUCUACAGAAUUAGUGAUUGUCCAAGUUGGACAUACGAAUGACGAUGAGUCAUUCUCCAUAUAAAAGAUUCUCCUCUUUAGUGACCAUGAGUCAUUCUCCAUGUAAAAUGUUCUCCUCAAUAGUCUAAUUUUUUUUCUCUCAUUAAUAUGAAUAAUUAAAGAGAUAUCAAUUACUUUGUCAAAAAAAAAUAUAUAUCAAUUACCUUAUUUGGAGAUACAAUCAAUAAAAAAUAAAAAUCCUAUCUAUACAUCGCACGAUAUUAAUUUAUAGAUCUGGCUAACAAGUAUCUCAUGAUAUUCUUUAAAGAUUCUGUUUUUUUUUUUUGGUACAAGGGAAAGAAAAGG
Trifolium pratense (red clover) is the source of this 1228-nucleotide messenger RNA. Its product is annotated as UPF0548 protein At2g17695. Bases 136 to 747 code for a protein of 203 amino acids. The transcript has 6 exons. Lineage: Eukaryota; Viridiplantae; Streptophyta; Magnoliopsida; Fabales; Fabaceae. The record is from RefSeq and is a predicted model, not a curated record.